This is a messenger RNA of Eriocheir sinensis (Chinese mitten crab), 1484 nucleotides long. Its product is annotated as apolipoprotein D-like. The record is from RefSeq and is a predicted model, not a curated record. Lineage: Eukaryota; Metazoa; Arthropoda; Malacostraca; Decapoda; Varunidae. Gene Ontology annotation, molecular function: pigment binding. Bases 87 to 707 code for a protein of 206 amino acids. The transcript is spliced from 6 exons.
GAUGAAACAUUUGGAAUGAAGAAUAUUCGAAAGUGAUCUUGGGCAUACUUCGGCUUGUCAUCGCGCUGCAGCAGUCUCCAGGGGCUAUGAUGUGUGUGAGGAUAGCAAUGAUCCUUGUGUUGGUGGGCCUCGCUGCGGGACAGGUGCCGAAUGGGGUGCUGCCCUUCAUGCCUCGGCCACCAGCCACGGGCCCCUGCGCCGUGGUACCUGUCGUGCAGAAUUUCGACCUUCACAGGUACCUCGGCCGCUGGUACGAGAUCGAGCGCUUCUUCGCCCCUUUCCAGACUGGGGACUGCGUGACGGCGGACUACGGCCUGCUUACCAAUGGAUCCGUGUCUGUUGUCAACACGGAGGUGGUAGAAGGUGAACUAAACUCCGUGAGAGGGUUUGCAACACUGGGACCCAAUCCAUUAGAGGGAAGGCUGGUGGUCCAGUUCCCUUUUUCUUCUCAAGGUUCAUUUUCGCCGGAAGGCGAGCCAAACUAUACGGUGGUUGCCACGGACUACCACAACUAUGCUCUUGUCUACUCUUGUUCUACCUUCGGUCCUGAAAACAAAAUUGAGUUCUCGUGGAUCUUGUCUAGGACGCCCACUUUGCCGCCACAAUUCGUCUCUGCUCUGAAGGACUGGGCGUCGCAGGUGAACAUCGACGCGGCGCGUUACUCUCCCCUCAGACAGGACGCCUCGUGCCUGCGCCGUCCGCAGUAACGCCUCGUGUCCGCCAGUAGACCCAAGAAAUGGGCUGUGUUCUCCAAUUCCUACGCACACUUUCAAUUAGCAUUUACAUCAGAAAGAAAAUAAAAAGAAUAAAUGUAAAAAAAAAAAAAUAAAAAAAAAGAUUGGCACUUUCUUUGGCAAUACUUCAAUUCUUAUACCGAAUGUAAAUUUUCAGUUUGUUUGUUUGUUUGUUCGUUAGAUGCCACUACUAACUGUAAUGGUGCGUACCAAUCUUGGAAAAUUUAUUAAAUGUCAGAUUAUCUUCCACCACAUAAUUUAUGAAUUUAUAGAAUUUAUAGAGUAUUCAUUUCAGACUAUCAUAUACGGAAACAUGAAGCUCUGUAAUGUCCUGUCAUUACGAUACUAAAGUAAUACAUCAUUGUAAUAUUAACAAAAUUAAUUAGCACAACUAACAAGAUGGCUCCACGAUAAAACUGGCCAGCGACAUAACAGGCUGGGGCCGACCACCAAACCCCAAUUAGAUAAAUUAGUUUAUCACUGAAACAAUAACAUCAUGACCUUGGUCACGCCAUCCGUGCUUCCAGUGAAAAUAUCGCGCUGCCCUUAGCAUACCUGUCACCCGUUAGGCGUGACCACACAUAAGGAUUGAUGAGAGACGUCCGGUUUAUGUGACUUUUUUUAAUAAUUAUAUGUAGUUCUUAAUUUUGCAUGGCAAUUGAGUGUAUUAAAAUGGACAGCAGAAACACACAUGUAUGAUUUUUUAGAUACCUAAUACGAAUAUUUUUUUUAAAUAAAUACCUCAUCAUU